Mesorhabditis belari is the source of this 1092-nucleotide messenger RNA. The record is from the annotation of a GenBank genome assembly. Lineage: Eukaryota; Metazoa; Nematoda; Chromadorea; Rhabditida; Rhabditidae.
AUGUUGUGGAUAUUGUUGCUGGGAUGUGUUGUGCUCGUGGAAGGUCAGCGUGGGAGUUUCAGUCAAAGCUCGUCGAGUGAUUUGCGAGAGGUUGAGAUGUCCCGCUAUAUGAGACGAAUGGAUCAGUGGAAAGCGCAACGAGAGGCUUAUAAACAACUUGUGCAAGCCCAACGCGAUCGCUACUACCAGGAUUACUUUGAUCGAAUGAAAGAAUAUGGAAGAACAGUGGAGAGACAAAGAUAUGUGCAGUUAUUGCAAAAGCAAGCGCAGGAGCGGGCGAAACUCGAGGAAUCGAUGAAAUAUUGGGGAGUGGGUGGAGUACCGGAAGGGAUGAGAAGCGAGCCAGCAUCACCCCGUCCUAGUGAUCCCUUCGGCGCCAAUGUGCAACAGGCAACUUCUGGGCAACGACAAAGCUUGGAAACAAUCACUCGUGACUCGACAGCUCUGCAAUCAUUGUGCCAAAGAUAUCUCCCAACCGUUCGCUUGCACUGUAAUGGACAAAUAGAAAGAGGAUAUCAAGAAAAAUGCCAAGGAUUUUAUCAGGAUUGUCAACAAUACAUUUAUCGAGGUGAUCCACUCUAUUCAACGGCUCAUUCAUUUAGCUCAGGCGUUGGUCUGAAUUUGGGAUCGUGGGCGGUGAAAGGGAUUCCAUAUUAUCCGAUUAAUGAAGAAGGAGCCAUUGGCGCUGGACAUUUAAUGAAUAUCCCAUUCGGAUCAUGGGGUGGCGGGUUCACUGAUCAUAUUGGAGUCAGAGACUACUGGUCCCAAUACACGGAAAUCGGAGCAAACUGGUAUGAUGGAAAGUAUGGGUACAAAUCGGGUUGGAGUGCCCCGUUGGUGCAGAGUCUCGGUGUUGAGGGAGACUUGCACGCAACGGCUUCGGUACCAAUCCGUCCGGGCGAACUGGGGAAACCGAUCGGCGUGGAUGUGGGCGGUGGGGUUGGACCGUACUAUCAACAAAAUCAACACGUUGGCGUCGACUAUUUGAAUGGACGAGUAGGCACAAACUUUGGCGUGGCCGUUCCAUUUACGGGCGUCGGCGUCAAUACAGGACUCGGCAUCAAAUUUCCAUCAAUUGCCGAUAUUCAAGGA